Paraphaeosphaeria sporulosa is the source of this 945-nucleotide messenger RNA. RefSeq lists its product as uncharacterized. NCBI's taxonomy places the organism in Eukaryota, Fungi, Ascomycota, Dothideomycetes, Pleosporales, Didymosphaeriaceae. The record is from RefSeq and is a predicted model, not a curated record. The transcript has 4 exons. Bases 1 to 945 code for a protein of 314 amino acids.
AUGACAUCUCUUUGCAGCACAAUCCCUAUGGAGCAGCCGCAACGCUCCUUCCGAUUCUUGUCUUAUACGGGGCCUCCAGAGCCGAAGCCAGGACCUCGACGUAGCCAGUUGAAAAAAGUCCCACCCAGCGAUGACGAAUACCCCAAUAUCGACGAGUUUCUGGGGGAGGAGCCUGGUUCGAACAGUGUAAGGGGGAAUGAGGAGGAUCUUGUACGCGCGGCGCAUGGUGUCGGAGUUGUCGAUUCAACGUGCUCAGCCGACAAUGAAGCCAACUACGAGAUUUACGGCAGUGGAAGAGGAAGUGGUGGUGUUGGUAGUGUCAGCUCCACAAACGAGCGAGAGGACGUCUCAAUGGCAACAACUCAAGAAGCAAGUCACACGACCCCUUUUAGGGGAAGCAGUGAAGAAGAUGUGAUUGUUAUUAAUGAUAGUGACGAUGAUCGUAAAGCUAAGGGAGAUGAUCAGAGUGGCAGCACCUGUGAGCCAAGUGGAUCUGCUAGAGAAGGUCUCUUCAUGAUUUAUGAGAGUCUGAAUCAAGGAUCUAACACUAGGUGCAGCACUGUAGAGUUUAAGCCCAAAAAUAACGACCGCCAGACGUACACACCGAUUGACAGUGAUGAUAAUGGCGGAAACCGCUCAGUACGAGCGGAAAUAGGCUCCCGGAAACAAGAGAGUCCGAGUGCGGCCAUUCCAAAGCCCCCCUCGGAGGAGUGCUCUAUAGGUCCACACAAUGUCAUUGGCCCGAAAUCGAAUGACAGCCGGGCACAUCGAAGCGUCAGCGUCCCGCAGCAAGGACUCGGAUUCGCUCCGCAAACUCGCGCUGUAAGCGAAUCACUCUAUCUCACCAGCAGCGAUGGCGAGGCGCAGGAUGCCCAGCCUCGGAAGAUUGAGAGGGUGGUCGAUCAAAGUAAGCCUCUACCAUUUGCAAAUACCGGUCCUGUCUGA